Molecule: messenger RNA, 4571 nt
Organism: Apus apus (common swift)
Lineage: Eukaryota; Metazoa; Chordata; Aves; Apodiformes; Apodidae
Gene: PSTPIP1
Product: proline-serine-threonine phosphatase interacting protein 1
Exons: 15
Coding region: 248-1480 (410 amino acids)
Biological process (GO): actin filament polymerization
Cellular component (GO): actin filament; plasma membrane; cytoplasm
Molecular function (GO): actin filament binding
Source: RefSeq, a predicted model, not a curated record
UCUCUGUGUGUGAGCAAGAGCUUUUUUCCCUUCCAUCCUUUCACAGCCACAGGUCAUUAGGCUGAGCUGCCUGAAACUGCCUGAUGCUAUUUUUCACCAGCUUGACUUCAGAAGACAGGUCUGUGGAUGUGCCUCGCUUUCUGCCUCGGCUGGGCUGUAGCAAAAAGGCUCAGUGCUGUGGCUGCUGCAGCUCCCCUCCCAGAACAAACUUGCUGAAGGAUUCCUCCCCCUCCACAGAGCAACAAGAAUGACACAGAUGCAGUUUAAAGAUGCAUUUUGGUGCAAGGAGUUCACCUUCCACACUGGCUAUGAGGUGCUUGUACAACGGCUGUUGGAUGGGAGGAAGAUGUGCAAAGAUGUGGAGGAUUUGCUCAGGCAGAGAGCACAAGCAGAAGAGAGAUAUGGGAAAGAGCUGAUUCAAAUCGCCAGGAAAGCAGGAGGACAAACAGAAAUCAACACACUGAAGGCAGCAUUUGAGAGUCUCAAGCAACAAAUUGAAAGUGUUGGAAACUCUCAUGUCCAGCUGGCAGUAAUGCUGAAGGAUGAACUGAAAGGCAUUGAGGAGUUCCGAGAACGACAGAAGGAGCAAAGAAAAAAGUAUGAGUCUGCAAUGGAGCGUAUGCAGAAGAGCAAGCUGUCCCAUUAUAAGAAAACAAUGGAGUCAAAGAAGACCUAUGAACAGAAGUGCAAGGAGGCGGAUGAGGCCGAGCAGUCCUUUGAACGCACAAGUGCUUCGGGCAACCAAAAGCAAACAGAAAAGAGUCAGAACAAAGCCAAGCAAUGCAGAGAUGCAGCAAAUGAAGCAGAGAACGUGUACAAACAGAACAUUGAGCAGCUGGAUAAGGUCAGGACAGAGUGGGAACAGGAACAUAUCAAAACCUGUGAGGUCUUCCAGCUCCAGGAGUGCGACCGCAUCACCAUCCUCCGCAACUCGCUGUGGGUUCACUGCAACCAGCUCUCCAUGCAGUGCGUGAAGGAUGACGAGCUGUAUGAAGAGGUUCGGGUAAGCUUGGAGAACUGCGUUGUAGAGUCAGACAUAGACUACUUCAUUAAGACUAAAAUGACAGGAACACAACCCCCAGAUGCAAUAGGAUAUGAGAACUACUACAGCAGAGAACCACACAGAAGCAACUCCAGCCCAACCCAGUCUUGUGGGAUGAUGAAGAGGUUCUCUGAACUACUGCAUGGAAGCAGCAAAAACAACACGGAAAGUGCCACUCCUUCAGGCCCUCCUCUCGCGCCCCCAGCAGUGAAAGCUGACGGAGUCUACGCAUCCAUUUUUGUAAAUGAACAAGCUGGAAUCACAUCAUCACAGGACUACAGAGUACUUUAUGACUACACAGCCCAGAACAUGGAUGAAUUGGACAUCAGUGAAGGAGACAUUGUAGCUGUCAUUGAAGAAAAUGAGGAUGGCUGGUGGACAGCAGAAAGGAAUGGGCAGCGAGGCUUUGUGCCAGGGUCUUAUCUUGAAAAGCUUUGAUGAAAUGAAGCCACAAUCCUUGAACUUUAAAAAUAUUCUAUUACUGAAAAAAACCCAGCAUGCAAGGUCUGCUUCAGCUGACCAAGGGCAACCCAUAAUACUGUCUUCUACAAUUACCAGUCAGGAAAUAACCAACUGACCAUGCUUUCCUCUUCCUUCCUCCUGCCCCAUCCCAGCAUCUUCUGGUCUACACUGUCUGCAAAACCAUCAUCACCUCAAAGAAACAAAACCUUCUGUUUCUUACCACAGUUCUUACCCUCAGCAUAUUGUGCUGCCAUCACUGUUGCAAAGCCUGGCGGAUCUGGGAGGAAAAUCCUGCCCAGAACUUUACUACACUAAAGGAAAAACAUCAUAGAAGCAAAUGCUGUUUCUCCAGGAUGGAGGACCACCUCCAGCCAGCCUGUAAGCCACCCUUGUGGUCACAGCAGCUAUGUUCUCUCCCAUGGGUCCCCUCCCCUGACAGCAUAGGCUAUGCACGCAUUUUUGACCGUGGGGUGAAAAUAUACAGCUUUGAUGUCACAGGGUCUUAGCUGUACAAAGCAAGGAAAAAGCUCUCCAGUUCCUUUUAACAGCCUCCUUUCAAGUUCCCCUUGCAGCACAUGGGGAACCCUCCACUGUUCUUCAUCAGAGUCACUGAUUAAGACAUGAAAAACAAUGGACCAGCUAGAGAGAAGCAACCGAAAGACCAAAACACAUCACUAGUAAGAAAAUACAAAGAACUCCCUAUCACAGCCAUCUCCUAAUACAAUGAAAUCCAUGCUAUCCAUGGCUCUGCUUUGCACUAGAUUCUGAGGCAGGAAAAUAAGGACAGAUGAUGAGCUGAAGGCUCACUUUUGCCUUGGCUGGAUGGUUUCCCUGACACAUCCCUGGGAUUUUUUCAUAUUUAAAAGAACAACAGAAAGAAUAAGUAAGCCAAGCCUCCAGCAAUGUAGCACUGCCCAGAUCCCUCUCCUCUGAUUACCAGGGAGCAGUGCCCAUUAUGUCCUCAUGCAAUCUGCAUACCUUUGUCAUCAGUGCAUGCUCCUUUCUACUCUGUCCACCUGUCUGAUCCACUCCUCUUCUGCCCACAGGCUCUUCUGUCUCUAACUGCUAUCUAUAGCCUCUGCACCUCUGGGAUUGCUGGCAUAGACAUGUCCUUGCUCCUUUCUGGGCACUUUUGAUGUGCUUGUUCUUCAACAAAUCCUCUUCAGAGAAGUCACACUAUGCAGGUUCACUGUACUUCACAGACCUCAGGUCUAUCAACCUUUCUAGUUGAGUGUUUAAGAAUGUUUCCAACUGCCACUGUACUUACAGGGAUCAAUAGAUUCUGUCACUCUUCCCUUUUCAGGAUUUUGAGACAGUUAAAAAAAUUAAAAAUGGUGAUUUAAUCUGAAGCAGAGAGAGCUAUUUCUGGGAGCAGAGUGACCUUGUUUUCCACAGUUUCAGGUCUUAAAACUGAAGCAAGUAAAUGAAAAUUCAUAAAAUUGCUACUCAGAAGACUCAGAGCAGGAAGGAACUGUUAGGUAAGACACAGCAGGCAAGAUAAAGAAAAAUCUAGACAGAAGAAAAAGCCAUAAUGGUCAAUGCAAGUUCCUUAAAUGAAACAGAAUUAAGGUCAGAGGCAAUAGCAGCACCUUAUUCCAAUUUCUUGCUUCAAGAAUGGAAUAAAAGUUGCUGCAGGCCCUUUUUCUUGAGUUCCCUGCAGUCCUUUCCACAGGCGUACUUGCCCCUCCCACACUUCCCCAUGUUACUAUGCAGCAUAUCUGCAUCAGUGCUGAAGGGAUUUUAGUAUCUCACAUUAGCACAGACUCAGAGGCACUGCAGGAACUUGAAUGGCAUUAAAGGCACUAGGUUAUAUGAACAGUAGUGCUCAUUCAGGCUGAAGAUGUUAAUGUCAGGUUUCUAUGACCAGGUCUGAAUUGAACUGUGAUGGAAAGAUGGUCCCCAAUGGCUUUCUGCUAGGCCACCACACUGUAAAGGGUAGCUGUCAGAGACAGCUACAACAUUGCUUGUUAUGUACAGCAUAAGAGAGCAUCUAAAGUAUGAGAGAUUUAAUAUAUUUGCUUCUUGAACACUCAGUCUUCCACAAAGAGAACUGUAAUAAAAAGUACUUACAUAGUUUUAGGUAGAUAUUUUACAGAUUAUCUUAAUUAAAGAGAAAAAACCCACAACAUUGAGAUGCCUCUCUGCUAAUUUGUGUGACACCAGGAUUUUGCUGACUCCUCCCUUCCCUGAGGGCCCAGCCAGCCUCAUACAGGACACUGCAGUAACCAGUCCUGGUUACCCUGAAAUCCUGCUGCAGAUCAUCUUUGCUUACAUGUACCACACAGUCUACAUCACUGACAGUGCAAUGGUGAUUGCUGUUUCUACCGUAUCAAAUAAUUUAAUAUUUUUGCUGUUAAACUCAGGAAACUGGUCCUUUCUACCUGUCUCUUCUGUCAAGUAGACACUGUUGUUAAGUGCAAGAGGCUAGAGAUAUUUCAAAAUCUACUCAGUAUCAUAGCAUUUGGGUCCCAUAUGCUAACUUCAGACAGACUGUUCAGGAAAUGAAAAAGCAGCAGCAAUGUUUUGUCCUGUUUCCUUUGCUUUAUAUUGAAGAAUCUGACUGAUAAGUAGCUACCAAGCCAUAUCUAGGCAGUUUGCCCUAUCAGUGUGGCAGCACUUGUCAGAAAUACAAGACAGAUAUAAAGAAAUACCCACACCCUCUGAAUACACCCACAUUUUAGGUGUCAUCCACCCCCUGGUCAGUAGGAAAAACAGAAAGGUCAAAACUGCCACAUUCAAGUAAUAAUUUAACUUUCAGGGAAGCUGUGAUAGUGAAAUGGGCCCUUUCUAGUGGGAGGCAUACCGAAAUUAACGUUUUUGGUUGAAAUUCUUUCCGGUCAAACACUUCUGAUAAGCCUCCACUUUUGAGUACCAUUUUUUUGGUAAGGAGAUGCCAAACAACAUACAAGGACAAAAAAACAGCAGCAAACACAGUUAAGUGUUGGUCAAGUUAAGUUGUAUUUCAUACCCCACUCAAAACAAGCAGACUGCUUCCUUACUGACACCGUUAGGCUCUGGAACAUGCUUUCGCCAGCUCCUCUGCAAGGGGGGAACCUAAUGCCUACAU